Lycium barbarum (goji berry) is the source of this 1877-nucleotide messenger RNA. Its product is annotated as eukaryotic translation initiation factor 2 subunit gamma-like. The transcript has 9 exons. The coding region runs from base 207 to 1601 and encodes 464 amino acids. Gene Ontology annotation, molecular function: GTPase activity; GTP binding; tRNA binding. NCBI's taxonomy places the organism in Eukaryota, Viridiplantae, Streptophyta, Magnoliopsida, Solanales, Solanaceae. The record is from RefSeq and is a predicted model, not a curated record. Gene Ontology annotation, biological process: formation of translation preinitiation complex; positive regulation of translational fidelity. Gene Ontology annotation, cellular component: cytosol; eukaryotic translation initiation factor 2 complex.
AAGCUAGAAAAUUAGGGGAUCUUAAUGUAGUUAAAUAUAAAUAGUGGGUCUGGAACGUAAAUACCAUCUUCUUCUUCAUCCCUAAACUAAAAAAAUCAUAUUUCUAUUGUAAGCUCAAAGUUCAGCUGUAAAACGCUGUCGUUUUAACUCUUCUCCGACUUGAAAAUUACUGACAUCGGAAAGAGUAUCAAAGAGCAGCUAACAAAAUGUCUCGAAAAGGAUUGAUGGAGCAGGACCUGAGUAAGUUGGAUGUAACAAAGCUGCAUCCUCUUUCACCAGAGGUUAUUUCUCGUCAGGCUACUAUAAAUAUUGGUACCAUUGGCCAUGUGGCUCAUGGAAAGUCAACAGUUGUAAAAGCUAUAUCUGGAGUGCAGACCGUUCGUUUUAAAAAUGAGCUAGAAAGAAACAUCACAAUUAAGCUUGGAUAUGCUAAUGCUAAGAUAUAUAAAUGUGAAGAGGAUCGCUGCCCUAGACCCAUGUGCUACAAGGCAUAUGGAAGUGGAAAAGAAGACAGUCCCAUGUGUGAUGUCCCUGGUUUUGAGAACUGUAAGAUGAAAUUGCUGAGACAUGUAUCUUUCGUUGAUUGCCCCGGUCAUGAUAUUCUCAUGGCUACAAUGCUUAAUGGAGCUGCAAUUAUGGAUGGAGCACUACUUCUUAUUGCUGCUAAUGAGAGCUGUCCCCAACCUCAAACUUCUGAACAUUUAGCUGCUGUUGAAAUUAUGCGCCUCCAACACAUAAUAAUUCUCCAAAAUAAGGUUGAUUUAGUUCAGGAAAAUGUUGCCAUUAACCAGCAUGAGGCAAUUCAGAAAUUUAUUCAGGGAACUGUGGCUGAUGGUGCCCCAGUAGUACCAAUCUCUGCACAAUUGAAGUACAACAUCGAUGUUGUUGCUGAAUAUAUUGUGAAGAAAAUUCCCAUUCCUGAGAGGAAUUUCAUUUCACCACCAAAUAUGAUAGUCAUCCGAUCAUUUGAUGUUAAUAAACCUGGUUUUGAAGUUGAUGAUAUCAGAGGUGGUGUCGCUGGUGGCAGUAUACUGAAGGGAGUCCUGAAGGUAAAUCAACUCAUUGAGGUUCGUCCUGGUAUUACUGUCAAGGAUGAGAGUGGCAACAUUAAGUGUACCCCAAUAUAUUCAAGAAUAGUGUCAUUGUUUGCUGAGCAAAAUGAGCUACAAUUUGCUGUGCCCGGAGGCCUCAUUGGAGUUGGAACAACUAUGGAUCCAACACUGACUCGUGCUGAUCGAUUGGUGGGACAGGUUCUUGGGGAGGUUGGGUCACUUCCUGAAGUGUUUGUGGAACUGGAGGUAAAUUUCUUCUUGCUCCGCCGUCUUCUGGGAGUGAGGACAAAGGACACGGAAAGACAGGGUAAAGUCUCAAAGUUGGCCAAGGGAGAAAUCCUCAUGUUAAACAUAGGAUCUAUGUCAACCGGGGCUCGUGUUGUCGCUGUUAAGAAUGUCUUUGCAAAACUGCAACUGACAUCACCUGUGUGUACCAGCAAAGGUGAGAAAAUUGCUCUUAGCCGGAGAAUCGAGAAGCACUGGCGUCUCAUCGGUUGGGGUCAAAUUCAAGCUGGAAUUACUCUUGAUGUUCCACCUUGCCCCAUCUGAGUGAAAUACACAACCAAUUACUGAGUGACAAGAAAAAGAAUAGUGAAUCAACACAAUUUUGGAAUUUUGAUGUGGAAAGGCAGACAAUUACUAGGAACUGUAAAAGAUUAUUUGAAAUUUCGGAUACUCUAUAAUUUGCAAUAUUUCAUUUUCUUAUUUGCGACUUCUUUUUUCUCUCUCUUUUCUCUUAUUUUCCCUUGUAAUUCAUUAGUUGUUAAGGUGGAUAUUAUUCUUAUGAGUUCAUCUGAAACAUUGAGCUUGCAGCACAUGUUUGAA